AUGUCCUUUGCUGCUUGGUCCUUUGUGCUCGGGCUGUGCACCUUGGUAGGCCUGGUCUUGUUUCGCCGUCCGCAGCGCAAGCCCAGUGACACGACGCCGUGCAAGCUAUCUCCCGUUCAGCGCCACAACCUGGAGCUGCUUCAGGCACUCGCAAGGACUCCAUACGACCCCCAGAAUACAAGCCACUGUGAUAAGCUGCGCCGAGUAGAAGAGAACUUUUCAGCUGUGUUGCGCAAGUCGACGUUUGAGCCCGACUGGCGGCGAUUAGGAUUUCAACGCUCUGAGUCUCCUAUCACCGACUUUCGGGCUUUAGGCAUCCUGGUCCUCGACAUGCUUCUCAAUUCUAAGGUUUUCCCAGAGAUUCAGGAGAUGGUUGAGGCCGGCGGAUUUCCGUACGCCUUGGUACUGAUUACUCUCACUUUUGACUUUCUGGAUCUCGCUUCAAGGGAUAUGGCUACCGGAUUUACCUUUCCAGAUCGCGAAGUUGAGCUGACUGACCUCCUCGGUGAAGUCGCAGCCUUUGUAGACAGUUUGAUACUUGAUUUAGCAACUCGACUGAAGCGUGCCGGGGGUCAGCCUCUUCUGGAGUUUCCCUCGGUCUACAAAGAGUUCAAGCAUACUCGUGGGUGGUGUUAG
Molecule: messenger RNA, 636 nt
Organism: Giardia duodenalis
Lineage: Eukaryota; Fornicata; Diplomonadida; Hexamitidae
Product: ELMO/CED-12 family protein
Exons: 1
Coding region: 1-636 (211 amino acids)
Source: RefSeq, a predicted model, not a curated record